AUGACCACUUUUAAUAUUAGGCAUCUUCCAGGCACACAGCUACAACUUAGAGUUGGGAUUCACACAGGUAUGUUUAUCAGCCUUAUAAUCUGAACAGUAUCACGUUCUUCAAGUUUGAGUUAUGUUGCUAUCAGAGCUGUUUUCUCUGACUGGACAUUUUCAGUUCUCACACAUUUCUGAAAGUAAUGUUCUUUAAGUACAUUCCUUCAGCUGUGGCAAUAAAAGCUGUUUUACCUCAGUUGUAAUAUUGUGCAAAUCAACCCUGUUUUGUUUGUCUUUCUUUUAUUUUAGGUUUUGUGGUUGCUGGUGUAGUUGGCCUCAAAAUGCCAAGGUAUUGUCUUUUUGGUGAUACAGUUAACUAUGCCUCUCGAAUGGAGUCUUCAGGGUUUGGUAAGUUAUUAUAUUGUCUGUUAAUUUUUGCUUAUAGAAAUAGAAUUAAAAGCAUUUGGUAACAUAUCGGCAUCUUGAGACCUGUGGUUUGGUUAAACAACAAUGGUUGAUAAUCAAUUUGAAGAAACGACAGCCAAACUUUACAGUUCUCUCAAGCAGUCAUCAAUUUCACUCAUCUCAGAGUGUGUGAAUUGUCAAUGAUUUACACUUGCACCAAGCUUGUUUUGUGUUCUUCUUUCUAUUAGUGUGUGUUUGUUUGUGUAAGUUAUAUAUGUAACUUAUUUGAUAAAAUUAAUUUCCUUUUGUUAGUGAAUAAUAUUAUGCCAUGCAGGGUGGCACUAAAGUUUCCAGGAAAGACCCAUAUCCCACCCCAUCAAUUCUUUCCGCCUUGAGUUAUUGAGAAUGUAUCAUAGACCUCAACAAAUUACACCUGGCCCCAAAUGUGCAAAGGCUGGAAUGUAUUAUUUACUGCUUGGGAUAGAAAUUUAGCCUGUGGAUUUUUGAACAACUUGGGCCUUAAAAAAAGGAAAAAUUGAUAGAAUGAAAUUAAUGGAGACAUAAUAACAAAUUAUAUUAUUUUAUGAUUUCAUAUGCUUUUCAAACAACAAUAUCAAUACAUAAUUUUUAUUGACAAGUGUCUUUAUAUGUGACCUUUUGCAUCCAUUACAAAUAUUUUCAAAAUUAAAAUUCAUUGUAAUGCAAAGAAUGAUAACCUACAAUAAUUCUCUUAUUUAGCACUUUGCAUUCAUGUGAGCCCUGAAUGCAGAGAAGUUCUUGAACAACUUGGUGGUUAUCAUUUGGAGGAACGGGUGAAGUGGAAAUGAAGGUACUAGUAAAGGCUACAAUCACAAAGCAAUAGAUUUUAUUUCUUCAGUUACAGAUCUUUGAUAACAUCAGAAUACUAGUAGUAGUAACUACUACCACUACCACUACCACUACUACUACUACUACUAGAUUAUUAUUAUGGUAAUUAUUGCAUGAUUACGUAUUAGUGUUGACCACAUAUACUUUAGGAGGUCUCAGUUUUCAAUGAACAGCUGUACAAUGCAAAAUGGAAUUAACAUGACCAGGAUCAUUACAGUGCUUUUUUGUUGUUUUUGUUUGUUUGUUGUAAGUUUUCCUCAUCAAAGGUACCGGUUCCUAAACAAUUGUGUCAGUGAUUACUUGCCAAAAUAAUCUAGCAUGUCAUUCUUAUUUUCAAAGCUUCUGAAGACAAGACUGACAAACCUUCUACUUUAUCCUCAGGGAAAAGGGAAGAUAUUCACCUACUGGCUAAGGGGCGAGAUGGAUUUGACAAACCCCUUCCUGACCUUAACUUACAAGCUGGGAUGGAUGAGCAUGCAUUCAAGUAG
This is a messenger RNA of Porites lobata, 1742 nucleotides long. The record is from the annotation of a GenBank genome assembly. Lineage: Eukaryota; Metazoa; Cnidaria; Anthozoa; Scleractinia; Poritidae.